AUGGAAGAAGCCUUUCAUGUUGAAGACCAGCGGGACCAAACCGUCUGUUAUCAUAUCGCUGUAACGGAUGCCAUAAGCAUCAUGUAUCGGAGGAAAUCACCUAAGAGUCAGAAAUUGUUGUUAUCACCACAGGUGUUUAUUGAUUCCAAAUGCAAGAACAAUGUGUUUAAGUAUCUUAGGGAACCGUAUGGGCUCCAAAGUAGAGAAACGUAUGCAUUUACCAUGAUUAACCCACAUAUCGAUGCUCCGGUUGUACUUCGAUAUAAUAGUGACUACCCUAGAUAUCAUGCUAAUGACAUGUAUGAAAUCAAAGAUCGUUCUUCCUUUAAGUCGGUGUUGGAGGCAAACUUUGGAGACAUAAGAAAACGAAACCCAAUGAUUGGAUGUAUGAAGAUGGGUCCUUACAAAGAAGCAAAAACCUUUGAUCCAUAUACUCAUAAUAUGGCUUCUGACUCUAUUCGGAAGUCGUUGAAGGCCGAGCCUCCGCACGCCAUGGUUAUAGUCGGGAUAGAGACAGACGAUGGGAAAUCCAACUGCUAUGUUAAAAACUCUUAUGGUGAAGGUUGGGGAGCUAGAGGAUUUGGCCAAGUGAACAUUAAUGACUUGAUUAGCAUCGAGAUGAUAGAGAUUGAAUGA
Molecule: messenger RNA, 636 nt
Organism: Erigeron canadensis
Lineage: Eukaryota; Viridiplantae; Streptophyta; Magnoliopsida; Asterales; Asteraceae
Product: cathepsin K-like
Exons: 1
Coding region: 1-636 (211 amino acids)
Biological process (GO): proteolysis
Molecular function (GO): cysteine-type peptidase activity
Source: RefSeq, a predicted model, not a curated record